CCCCACGGUUCGGGUGGCAUGUCCGGCCAAACACAGACACCUGCCAACAGCAACAUUGGCCAUGACGCGCCCAAGGCAUUUGACGCCGACGGAUCCAUUGGCAAGCAAUUCACCGAGGCCGGUGCUAUUGGUGGUACAGCACAGAAGGUGGGCGGACCUUUUGAUAAAGAGGGUGCUAUUGGGAAACAAUUCACGGCCGAGGGGGGCAUUGGUGGGAUGGUGCAGGAUAAGAUGGGCGGGCAGACGAAGAAGAGUAAUUGAUUCUUUUGAAUAUUGACACGGUAAUCUCUACUGUGAUUCGUGAAUAUCAUGUGUUUCCACUCUUUUAU
Messenger RNA from Cryphonectria parasitica EP155, 329 nucleotides. RefSeq lists its product as uncharacterized. Lineage: Eukaryota; Fungi; Ascomycota; Sordariomycetes; Diaporthales; Cryphonectriaceae. The coding region runs from base 19 to 261 and encodes 80 amino acids. The record is from RefSeq and is a predicted model, not a curated record. The transcript has 2 exons.